AUGGAGCAAAGACAAACAACCGCCAUUAAUGAAGACUCCGUUCAUCACAAUCAUCCUCUCUACAUUCAUCCUUCUGACACUCAAGGUGCAGUUCUGAUUUCUGUUCAACUAGUUGGAUCUGAAAAUUACUCAAUUUGGAGUAAAUCUAUGCGUAUUAUUCUGAAAGGAAAAAAUAAGCUAGGCUUUGUUCUAGGAACCUGUAGGAAAGACAUGUAUGAUUCUAGUUUGCAUGAUAUGUGGGAGAGGUGUAAUGCCAUAGUAUUAGCAUGGAUAAUGAAUACUGUCUCAAAAAAUCUAAUUAGCAGUGUUAUACAUGCUUCUGAUGCUCACACUAUUUGGGAGGAUUUGAAGGAAAGGUUUGACAAAAUUGAUGCCUCUAGGGCUUAUUACAUUCAUAAGGAAAUUGCUAGACUCACUCAGGGUACAACAUCUAUAUCUGCAUAUUUUUCUAGACUGAAGGAAUUGUGGGAUGAAAAUGAAGCCUUAGCACCUCCUCCCUUAUGUGGUUGUCCUGAAUCUAAAAAGUACUCAGAUCACUUUCUGAAUCAAAAACUAUGGAAAUUUCUUAUGGGACUGAACGAAACAUUUGAACAAGCUAGAAGUCAUGUGUUGUUGAUGAGUCCUGUACCUAGCAUCAAUCAAGCCUAUGCAAUGAUCAUAAAUGUUGAAAGUCAAAGGUUGAAUGGAAGUGUGAGUAGUUUUGGUGGAAAUGUUGAUACUAGUGAUCACACUGCUCUAAUGGGAAAUAAAGCACAUGGUAACAGCUUCAGGUCUAGUCACCAUGCUGGAAGCAGUCACUCUGGUGGAAACUCUAGUGGAAAUAACUAUCAAUAUGGUGGAAAUUACUCUGGGAAUGGUAGUUAUCAUAGUGGAGAAGGUUUUGGAAAUUCUGGUGGAGGAAACUACUCUAGCGGUGGAAACCAUCCUGGUGGAAACUAUCCUAGUGGAAGAAGUUAUUCUGGUGGUAGAAACUAUUCGAGUGGUGGUGGCUACUUAGGAAAAAGGCAUCUUGUUUGUGAGUUUUGUCACUAUAAGGGACAUACUAGGGAAAACUGCUACAAGCUCCAUGGUUACCUUGCUGACUUCAAAAACAAAAAGAGAGGCAAAAAAGUUAGAACUGCUCCAAACUAUGCUAAUAAUGCCACUGUAGGACCAGAUAAUGUUGCAGAUUCAUCAGGAAUAUCUACAGUUCAUAAUAUACCAGCAACUCCAACUGCUGCAUUCUUCACACCAGAACAGUACAAUCAGAUCAUGCAGAUGCUAAAAGGCAAACAAGCAGAGUCAGUAGCCAAUGCAGCAUCAGUUGGAACUGCAGGUACUGUGACUGCCCUGUUGACUAAUCUAGUUAAAUGUAACUGGAUAGUAGAUACUGGUGCCUUAAAUCAUAUGGUAUACAAUCUAAAUUUGCUAGAUAAAUAUAGAGAACUGACAGGUUGUCAUAAAAAUAGAGUGAAUCUUCCAACUGGUGGGCAAGUGUCUAUCACACAUGUUGGUGAAGCUUCUAUCUUCAAAAACAAAAAAGUUGAUAAUGUUCUAUAUAUUCCAGAUUUCAAAUACAAUCUCCUAUCAGUAUCCCAGAUUACUAUGGAUCUAGAUUGUAUGGCAGCAUUCUUUCCUCACUUUUGUGUGUUUCAGGAACUCUCAAGUGGGAAAGUACUGGGGAUUGGUAAAGCAGAAGAAGGACUCUAUAUUCUGAAGCCUGAAGGAUUAUACUUAGAGAAGGAAAACACACACAAUGUCUUACCUGCACACUCUUUUUUGAAUUAUGUAAAUAGUGUUGCAAAUAAAGACUAUAGCAGUGAAACUUGUAAUGCAGUUGCUUGUAAGAUUGACUCCACUAUUGAUAGUUAUGUUUGGCAUAAAAGGUUGGGGCAUGCCCCUCUAAGAGUGUUACAAAAGAUAGAUGGUUUGAACAUUUCUAGUAGUGAAAUAAAAAAUCACUGUUGUCCUGUUUGUCCAGUUGCAAAACAAACUAGACUUCCCUUCCCUUUAAGUGAUACUUAUUCUGCAAAACCAUUUGAUCUUGUGCAUGCUGAUGUUUGGGGCCCAUAUAGAGUACCAACCUAUGAUGGUAAAAGAUAUUUUCUUACACUAGUGGAUGGUCACUCUAAGUACAUUUGGAUUUUUUUGCUACCUUCUAAAGCAGAAUCUGUUGUUGUUCUAAGGAAUUUUGUACUGUUAAUCAAAACUCAGUUUAAUACUGUGAUUAAGUGUCUUAGGACUGACAAUGGUACUGAGUUCUACAAUGAACAAGUCAGUCCAUUGUUGACAGAGUUUGGUAGACAACACCAAAGCUCAUGUGUGUACACUCCUCAGCAAAAUGGGGUUGCUGAAAGGAGACAUAGGUCUAUCCUUGACAUGGCUAGAGCUCUGAGGUUUCAGGCACAUAUACCUCUAAAAUUUUGGGGUCACUGUAUUUCUACUGCUGUGUAUCUGUUGAAUAGGCUUCCCACUGUCUUACUUCAUGGUAAAUCUCCUUUUGAGCAACUAUAUCACAAAUCUCCAUCCUUAGCACAUCUCAGGGUGUUUGGCAGUCUGUGCUAUGCCACAAAUGUGAAGAAGCAGGACAAGUUCAGUCCUAGAGCAAUUCCAGCUGUGCAUUUAGGUUACUCUUCCUCUCAAAAAGGCUACAUACUAUAUGAUCUACACUCUAAAGUUUUCUUUGUUAGUAGGGACACUGUAUUCAGAGAAGACAUCUUUCCUUUCAAAACUAUGCAACCUGGUUCCUCUCCUUUAUUUCCAAUCUUGGAGUUAGGUGAUUCAGCACUAGAUGAUGCUGUCCCUUCUACUUCUUCUCCUUCAUCUACUGAUCCUAGGAGAUCCUCUAAGACUGUGAGACCUCCAAUCUGGAUGGAUGACUACAUUGUAAAGUCCAAGCCCACAUCAUGCUCCUAUCCUGUUUCCUCCUAUUUGAGGUAUGAUCAUCUAUCUCCUGCAUACAGAGCUUCCUUAGCUGCUUUCUCAGCUAUUUAUGAACCUCAUACCUACUCAGAAGCCUGCAAAGAUCCUCUUUAG
Messenger RNA from Lycium ferocissimum, 3015 nucleotides. RefSeq lists its product as uncharacterized. The transcript has 2 exons. Gene Ontology annotation, molecular function: nucleic acid binding. Bases 1 to 3015 code for a protein of 1004 amino acids. NCBI's taxonomy places the organism in Eukaryota, Viridiplantae, Streptophyta, Magnoliopsida, Solanales, Solanaceae. Gene Ontology annotation, biological process: DNA integration. The record is from RefSeq and is a predicted model, not a curated record.